AUGAAAACCCAGUCGCAGUUCUCCGUUGUUCGCCAGGACACUGAUGAUGAUCCACGAAGAAGCAUCGAACUGCUCGCCGUGGCCGACCACCACAGCGACUCAAAGCCCGAUACGCCUCGCCAAUGGCCUCAAAAGGAUCGUAUGGCUACCCUACGCGAGAAAUGGUUACCCUUUCCUUGGCGAGUGACUUUCGUCGUCCUGGCGCUGCCUCUUGCGCUUGCCGGUAUUGUCGUCCUCGCAGCCGCGGCGGAAACGGCAUCGCAAAGUUACAUCAUGGGACGAGACUGCUACCCGAAUGGUCUGUGGAAAGAAGCUACUGGAGCAACAUGGCGCAUCAUGGAUUCCUCCUACUUCUUCACGCCAAACCUGAGUUUUGGAGCGAUGACUUUUACACAAGUAAAAGUUAUUGAUAUAGCCUGGGAUCUGAUCAUUGGAAGAGGUGGACAGCUCUUAUUGGCAUGGGCGAAUUACCGCGUCUUCAACGAGUGGUUGGUAUAUCAUAUGGAGAUGCAUCACACAUCUUACAAACUUUAUGCCGCCGUAGCCUUCGAAACAACAACAAUGGGCACGCUCGGUGUCCUGGGGAAAGAAUUCUUGGCCUUUGGGGCGGGCACCUGGAAGCGUUUGUUCCGAUGGCUGGCGAUACUCUCGAUGCUCCUAUCCACCUUCUACGUAAUAUCGUUCCCAACUUUGAUGGCAGCCAUGACAGGUUACAUCGCGACUUACAAGCCGUAUAUUGAAGACUCCGACCAGAACCUCCUCGAGUGGAGCCAGGUCAAGCAGGUGGCUUAUAUUAUCAACGACGCUCACAGGCUGAACGGUUUCGAUGGGCCACUUAUUGCUACAACGGAUGAUGAGCCGCUUGUUCGUGCCAUCGGCGAUCACUUCAAUCAGUUCCAAAAUUGGACUUCUACACUGGAACUGAACGGCAUGCCUGUUCCUACUUUCGGCUUUAACAUUACCGAUGGAGUGAGGAACCCUAACUUAACGUGCGAGUUCUUGCUAGAAGGCGUGAAGACCUCACUAUUCCGGAGCCUCCAAAUCACAGUGUUCGACGAUGAAUAUCGAGGACUGAACUCUGGCAUCGCGCUAAAGGAAAACCUCGCGUAUCAAUACGCUUUCGAAAAGCGGCCAGACACGGAACACUCCUACAAUGCGACUUACUUGCUGGAGCAUGGAUCCUGCAAACCCAGUGAGACGUACCAAUGGGGAUUCUCUUAUAUCUUCCUCUUCAUGGUCUCCAUUUUCAACUUCCUCUGGGUCUGUAUCAUGGUCGGUAUGUGGCUCGAUACACGACGGGGAUCCAGGAUGUAUGGGAGUGGAAGGAGACCUGGCCUUUUGCGCAGCAUCAUGGAUUACUCGGCUGCGAUACGAGAGGAGCUGGGUAGUGAGGCCGACCAUCUGGAAGAAAAUGAGCUGCGGGAACGUCUGAAACAGAGUAGCGGAGCGCUAGUUGUGGAGAAGACUGAGCUCAGGGUGACGCGUACGAGUACUGGGGUGGAAACGAGGAAGGGAGGUUGGAAGCGAAGUCUUACCAAGGGAAGCACAUUUUAA
Alternaria atra is the source of this 1554-nucleotide messenger RNA. RefSeq lists its product as uncharacterized. Lineage: Eukaryota; Fungi; Ascomycota; Dothideomycetes; Pleosporales; Pleosporaceae. The record is from RefSeq and is a predicted model, not a curated record. The transcript has 2 exons. Bases 1 to 1554 code for a protein of 517 amino acids.